Molecule: messenger RNA, 12300 nt
Organism: Caretta caretta (loggerhead turtle)
Lineage: Eukaryota; Metazoa; Chordata; Testudines; Cheloniidae
Gene: NR6A1
Product: nuclear receptor subfamily 6 group A member 1
Biological process (GO): regulation of DNA-templated transcription
Molecular function (GO): sequence-specific DNA binding; zinc ion binding; DNA-binding transcription factor activity
Source: RefSeq, a predicted model, not a curated record
GGGGCGGGGCUCCGCCGCCGGGCUCCCCAGUCAGCGCUGCCUGCGGCUGCCGGGCUGGCUGACAGGAGCGCCCCGGAGGGAGCGAUGGGGGAGCGCGGCCGCCGGGGCCCCUGAGACCCCGCCGCGCCCCAGCCCCGGCCUCCGCCAUGGAGCUGGAGCAGCCCGGGGAGCACCCGGAGCCGCGCGCCGCCGCCGGGGGCAAGCGGUCGCCCCGCAACGGAUUUUGUCGAGAGUCUUCCACAGAACAUGAUCCACCUCCUACUACAGAUGUCGAACAGAUGAGUUUCUCCUCACCUGUGCUUCCCAUGAACUCUGUGGGCAAUGACCGGGUUGAUCAGCGAACCUGCCUUAUCUGUGGAGACAGAGCUACAGGUCUGCACUAUGGUAUCAUCUCCUGUGAAGGCUGCAAAGGGUUUUUCAAAAGGAGCAUUUGCAACAAGCGGGUUUACAGAUGCAGUCGAGACAAGAACUGUGUCAUGUCACGCAAACAGCGAAACAGAUGCCAGUAUUGCAGGCUGCUCAAGUGCCUCCAGAUGGGGAUGAAUCGGAAAGCAAUCAGAGAAGAUGGCAUGCCAGGAGGCAGGAACAAAAGUAUUGGACCUGUCCAGAUAUCCGAGGAGGAGAUAGAACGAAUUAUGUCUGGACAAGAAUUUGAGGGGGAGGCAAACAUCUCUUGGAGUAACAAUGGAGACAGUGACCAUAGUUCUCCCGGGAAUGGAGUUUCUGAGAGCAACCAGCCAUCACCUGUUUCUACUCCGUCUUCAAGUAGGUCUGUGGAGCUGAAUGGAUUCACUGCACUCAGGGAUCAAUAUAUUGGGACUCCAGUGUCCACGCACUAUCAGUACCUACCGCACCUUUUUAACUAUUCUGCUCACUCAGCUCUGAUGCCCCCACAGACCCGAAGCCUAGAUCCCCAGUCACAUAGUCUUAUCAAUCAGUUAGUGUCAGCUGAGGACCUGGAACCACUUGGCACUCCAAUGCUUAUUGAAGAUGGGUAUAAAGUGACUCAGGCAGAGCUGUUUGCAUUGCUGUGUCGUCUGGCAGAUGAGUUGCUUUUCAGGCAGAUUGCUUGGAUUAAGAAGCUGCCAUUCUUCUGUGAACUCUCAAUCAAGGACUAUACUUGCCUGCUAAGUUCCACAUGGCAGGAGCUGAUUCUGCUGUCCUCACUAACCGUUUACAGUAAACAGAUCUUUGGUGACCUUGCUGAUGUAACCUCCAAGUACUCUCCCUCUGAUGAUGAGCUGCACAGAUUCAGUGAAGAGGGAAUGGAGGUGAUGGAACGGCUGAUCUACCUCUACCGCAAAUUUAACCAGUUGAAGGUCAGCAAUGAGGAGUAUGCAUGUAUGAAAGCCAUUAACUUCCUAAAUCAAGACAUUAGGGGCCUGACGAAUACAUCCCAACUGGAGCAGUUGAAUAAACGGUAUUGGUACGUGUGCCAGGAUUUUACGGAAUACAAGUACCCACAUCAGCCAAACCGUUUUCCAGAUCUAAUGAUGUGUUUGCCAGAGAUACGAUACAUUGCAGGAAAAAUGGUGAAUGUCCCUCUGGAGCAGCUGCCCCUCCUUUUUAAAGCCGUUCUGCAUUCCUGCAAGACAAGCGUGAGCAAAGAGUGAGCCUUCAUUGCCCCGAACCCAUGCCUUGCUCUAGUGCUUCAGGUGGGGAACUGGCUCACAUGUGAAGAGAGAGGGGGGGAAAAAAACCAUGAUCAAGGCAGUAGAGAGCUGCUGAGACAAGGUGGCAGGUAGCCCUGUCACUGUAGCAAGAAUCUUUUGUUUUUGUUUUUUAAACUCUUUUCCUAUAUAUUUAUUUCACGACAGAGUUGAAUGUAUGAUCUUCAACACAGUGCACAUGGUUCUGUAUGAAUGCAGCAGCUGCAUUCUCUUGCAGUUUACAGAAUGUAAAGAUGUUUAAUGUUACAGUGUUUGUUAGGGUUAGUUCUUUUGUAUUUGGGGGGCUGGGGGCCGAUAUGACUAAGACUACCUCAAUGAGAAGAUGCUGUUCAUGUACUGAUCAUUUCAUUAUUCAUAUCCAAAGUGUUUGCCUAGAGAGCAAACUGCCUCACUCCACUGGGAGAACUAUUAGCAUCCCAAAUGCUGGAGAAUAUUGGAGGAGUGUGGGCAUCAGAGAAGUGCCAAGCUUCAAAAAAGAUAAGUGGGGGCAAAGGUGUUACCCCAAAACCAGAAUUUGGGUACCCCCAGAAUAGCCAACCUGUUCUCAUUAAGUGUGGGUCUCCAGGGUGGCUAAGGGAAUACUUGGAGGACACAGAUACAGCCGUGGAUAAAUGAUUGACACAAGCAGUGUUCCAAAACAAGGCACCUUUUGUUGAACAAUUUCUUGACACAGUAACAAUCUAAACACAAAUCCCUCAUAACAAGUUAAAGAGCACCUCAAACCACAUUGCCUUAUAGCUUGAAAUGAUACUGAGUGGAUGCUCCCUGCUUCAGAUGGUCAGUCUGUCGCAGGUAGCUGACAGCCAUUUUUAGAUGUCCAUUAGCUUUUACACGUAUAAACCCCUUUCACAGUCCACACACACAUGCAUACAUCUGUAUUAACCCCCCCGCACACGCAAACACUAGACUAUGUUAUAACUAUACCGGUUACUCUGUCUGACCGUACUCAGCUGACGGCACAGUAUAUUUCCCUGUUUUCUUUCUCUCUCCACUCCUCUGCUGCGUCCUUCUCUUCUCCCACUGCUUACUGCUGCUUCUCCUUCGUCUCACCCUCACCUCUUUCACGCCUCCCUCUGCCUUCUCAGCUCUCUGCUCAGCUGCCUUCUCAACUGUCAGCUGCUGCUGACUUUUAUACCCUACUUUGCUAACGGUCACACAUCCGCCAUUCCAGUUGGCCGUUACUUACCUCAGUGUUGUGAUCUGUCAUUUGUUGUUUACCACUUCCUAGUGCUACAUGACCUGCAGCUGUCAGCCAGUGGUGGAGUGACUCUUGCUUAUUUAAAAUGGAAGCCAGGAAUCUAGGGAUUUCAAAAUGGAGUUUCUCUGGAAUCAGAGGGAGAAAUUAAGACUUUUUUUGGUCAACUAGCUAAACUUCAUCAGUUUUCAAAUGCAGCUCUCAUGAUGUAAAUUGGGUCCCCCUGAAAUUCUGUCACGAGAAUUGCAGCAUUCCAAGGCUGAGAAAGACCCCUAACCCACAUUCCCCUUCCCAGGGCAAUGCAGAAUUGUUCUCUCUCUCUCUCUCUCCAACUGAUGCAUGAUUAUUCCCUCACGACUCUCCUACCAAACUGGAAUUGUGUCGUAAUUAAUAACAGGCUUUGAACAAGGAGGCAGAAAUAAACCAGGCAGACUGCAAAUAAUUUAAUUAUUGGCUAAAUGCUAUCUCUUAGAAUCACAAACUGGAAAAGCAUUCUAAGAAGCCUGGGCAAUAUACGUUCUCCAUGGCUAGAUCUGGCCUAGUUUUUAAAUUACUCCAGUGAAGAGUUUCAGAGUAACAGCCGUGUUAGUCUGUAUUCGCAAAAAGAAAAGGAGUACUUGUGGCACCUUAGAGACUAACCAAUUUAUUUGAGCAUGAGCUGUAGCUCACGAAAGCUCAUGCUUAAAUAAAUUGGUUAGUCUCUAAGGUGCCACAAGUACUCCUUUUCUUUUUCCAGUGAAGAGGAUUUCCUACUGCAGUAGUUACAAGUAAUUGACAUCAGCGAACACUUCAAACCUCGCAGCUUCUAUCCCUCCUAUGGAUAAAAUAAAUGACUUCUGAUAAGAGAUUUCAGUAUCCUCUGCUAUUGGGUGUCUGUUGACCCUUGGAGAACAUAUGGGUAUUAACCAAGUGCUGCAUGUACCAUUUUAUUGCUUGGAGGGGAGAGUAGUAGGAAAACCUGGCUCUUAGUACAAUUCAUGUAUAUUACUUGGUUCUAAUUCUCCCAGAAUUUAGAUGUUCCACCCAGUAACUUCAGUCACUUGCAUUACAUCAAAAAUGCUUUACUUGCUGCUGUUCAGCUGUUUAACAACACAUAUUACUGUCCAUUAAGCCUCAGUGUCCUCCAUGGCUUCCUGUAGCCACACAAUUGCUAGCUGGGGAAGAUUUCUUUCCCUGUUUCCAUCAUUCAUAUAUUUAUGAAAUCCCACUCAUUCUAAUAGGCAGCCAUGUUGCCUUUGCUGAAUUUUCUGCUGGGACCCUUAGUUGUAAAUCUGUUCUGAGUGGUUACAUUAGGCUGAGACAUUUUUGAAUGUUAAAGAACCUGCUAUUUUUAAACUACCUUGAGUUCUUCAGAAAACAACUUCUGCUCUUCUGGGACGGGAGAAACCAUUCUUCUAUUCUUGCCAUCCUCUAUCCAGUCAUGACACAUCAGAGUGUAUGGCACAAAUUAAAUAUGUGGUCAGGAGAAGCAGUGUUUUCUUCUGAACAAGCCCCUGCUCUCCACUGAAGUACUGUACCUGCUAGUGGGUAGAAAAGAACUGGGUGAACAGCAGAAGCAUAUCAUUAAGUCAACCCCAAAUGCUACCUACAGACUAGUGGAAUAGCAACCCAACAGUCAUUGGAACUUGCUAGCUUGGCACAUCUCUAGGUCAGUCAACAGUUAUUCUGUACGAUAAGUGCAAAUGGGUCCUGCCUCCAAGAGAUGAAGACUACUCCAUCCAAAACCAUCUCAGCAGAGACAAGCUGUUGACUAACCAUGUAGACCAAAGGCAGUGUUGCUCUCUUUAGUUCUGUUUUGUGGAUCUUCCCACUUGAUUGUUUCCCUUGCUUUAGGUAGUCCACUAGCUGCUGAUAUACGCUUUCGUAAAAUAAGAUGUUACGGGUAACAGCUGCUGGGAUCAGCAGAAGUCCACUUUUAUAUCACUUGACGAAUCCAAAGUUAGUUUCAAGAAUCUCAUUUGCUUUCUGUUUAUAAAAUGAGACAAGCACAUAUUUCUCAGGAAAGCCUUCUGCAUUCAGUAUAUACCUCAAGUAUACAUGGGAAGAUUUUAGUGUAUCUGUUUAUUUCUAAGUUAGGAAAUAUUGACAGCUUUAACUUUCAUUUUCAAAUAAUUCCACAUGAUACUUGUAUUACGGGUUAUUUUCUGGCUUGCUUACACAUUUCAGGAAUAGUUUAACUGCACAGAAGUAAUCUUAUUCCACAGUUAUUAGAUUAUUAAUUAUUGAUGAAUAAGGGUUUGUUUUAAUUAGAAGAUCUCUAUGCUAACAUUAGAAAACUUGUUUUUGCCAAAUACCUGACAAAAACAUCUAGUUUGUACUCUGUCCAAAAUUAAUUGACUCCCCAAGAAAAUGCUGCACAAGCAAAGAUUUAAUAAACUUGAUGGGGAUGGAGGGGGGGGAUGUGCUACUACUUGCAACUGUGUAAACCAUUUUGAUAAAUGUUGAUUGGCAGCAGUAUCUGUUAACAAACCCCCAUGUAUCGCAGUGAGCAUAAAAGCUGUGCUAAAUUCACAAGCUAGAACGAGACUAACAUACCGAACCAGAACCUAACUCACUGGACAGUCGUUAAUGUUUUCUGCACCAAGUCCUCUAAUGACUUGUGUUUUUUAAACAGGGUAAAGUGAAUGUGUUGCAUUGCAAACUCAGGUAUUAUGAUGAGAAGAUAGGAAUGUAGCUAGAAAUGUAGUGACAUUAGGUCAGUCACUAGAUGUAUUUGUGAAUUUGGUUUGAAGGACAUCCUACAAAAGUCGGAAUUGUUUGUCCCAAUCUUCACAUAACAUUCGGUUUACAGGGAACCAUAUUUUAUUUGUGCUUAAUGCUAGUUAGGUGGGGAUGUUCAUUAUCUUUGGUAUCUGCUGUUGCUUAUCUGGACUUCUAUGACAGAAGACUCAAACGAUAAUAAUCAUUUUUGGCAGAAUUUUCUGCCAAGACAAGUCAAUAUUUAUCUCUGGUUUGAAAGAUAACUCAAUCGACCCCAUCCUUUCCUUCAUAGUAUUUGUGCAAAUGUAAAUCUGAAGAGUUUUUUUAGUCCAAACAGAUUUUGGGAUAUAAAUUUGAAGUGCAUAUGCUCACAUAUUCAGAGGGGGACUCAGUCUGGGAAUCGCAAAUGAACAAGUUUAAAGUUCUUGUAAUCUGCUCCAGGAAACACUCCAGGUUCUAAGUAUCAUCUCUCGCCAAUCACUGCAUUGCCAAGAAGCUGCUGCUACCAGCGAAUGGUGUGCUACUCCAUUAGCUCAAGUGGCAAGGUCACUGCUUUCAGUUCUGAAGGUGCUGGACUUAUGUGCUAAUGACCUGGCACUGCAGGCCAUGAUUAAAAGCCCGCUGAAGUCAGUUGGAAUCUUUCCACUGGCCCUCAGUGUUGUGAAUAAGGCCAUAGAAACACAACUUGAGCUGAAAGAGUAAAUUUUUACUCCAUUAGCUUUAGCAGUAGUAGGCUUUUAUCCUCUGUGGGGACCAGCAACUAGAAGGGGACAUAACUCACAAGCCAAGUGUGUCAUGCCAGCAAGAGAUCAAAGCCAGUUAUAACUAUAAAUUGUUAGUUUCAUAAACACCAUGAACGUUGGGUUCUCACCAAGGGGGAGGGGCCUAUCAGGUUUAUACUCAGCAGCACCAAUACAAGGAGGCAAACUUACAACCAGAGAUGACCCUAUGGCUGCCAAUAGUGGGGGGCAGAGUGAGGGCAGAAGCUUCAGCAGUGUUACUGAGCAUGCUCAGUCCAUGUGAGCAUGCUCAGUACAAGCCAAUCAGCAAAUUGGGGGGGGGGAGGGGGCAGCAUGUGACCCUGCAUGACCCUCCCACCGUGUCACCUAUGCUUACAACCAUGUGUAACACAUUGUUGUCUGUCUGUGUGACGCUAAACAUUCCUUUAGCACCACUGGCAUCUAGAACGGUCUGUGCAUCAAAAAGUCUAGUUUCUCAGGUUGGGGCAUCAGCAACAAAGAACCGCAUUGUUCUGCUCUCAUUUCCUGCUGCUUGUCAGGUUUGUGGGGAAGACAAGAACCUUCCAAAACAUAAUGCAUGCAGGGAAGCUACCAGUGCAGCCCCAACAGUGCACACACUGUGUGAAGAGAUGAAAUGCCUUUUCCUAAGCUGUGCCCAACGCCUGAAUGUGUGAAAUAUGAACACCUCAAUAGGUACCAUGUGGUGGGAAGAAGCUGAACUCUUCAUUGCAAAUAUUAAUUUCACAUGCACACUUACCACUCUUUGAAUGUUAAUAUCUUGGCCACUUUAACCCUUUCCAGCUCACUCCUAAAGCCUUUAGACAAUACUAUAGAGUAACACUUGCUUUUCAGUGGUUCGUGUAGCUGUCCACUUUUCCAUGUCUUCAGGUACUGAACUUUCUUAUCCACAGUUGCACAGGCAUAAAGACCAAAGAGCAGACCACAUGUUUUGAAAACUUAACGAUUAAAAAUGCAGCUCUUGUGGAUUAAAUGUUCAGUGUUGCUGUGUAUAUAUGCCAGUUUAGAAGCUGAGUAUUGAAUACCCUCAUCACUGAAAUGAAAAUGGCCCUACUGUGUCAGGUUUGUCAGUUCAGAUAUUUAUUGAUCCCCUUGAAUAUGCAAAAUUGGGCUGGACCUCUGUCAAAAGCAGAUGUUCUAAGAUUCACUUCCUGCUUCCAGCCAGCUCAGUGUCCCAGGGGAGCCUUUUCCCAAUGCUAUGGUGCUUUUGCUUCUUGUCAGAGCCCAAAAGUGCAAACACAGCUGCAGAGUUGAGGUAUAGGAGGUUGGAGAUAACACCUCAGAGAGGUUCAGUUCAAGAAGUGGGCAAAGAGCUGGGGGGCUAACUCUGCCUGAUCUGUUCCUAUGUCCCUUCUGAAUAUGUGUGCCUGAGCACUAGGAGGGACUCUGCUAUGCACAGGGCUGACACGGAGAACCUGCUAACAUAAAUGAGAAGGUUCACAACAAACGGGAUUUUCCCCUCUCCUGAGUAGGAAGACUGGAGACUGCUUUGAGUCUUGCUUGUUGUCUGCCCUGUAUGUCCCAUACUCCGUUAUGUUGCUGCAUUACAGGAUCUGUGUGCUGGUAUGAACAAACUCUUCAGACUUCGGCACAAAGCAGUGAUGGUCAUUUCUGCUUAUUGGUUUUAAAAGUCCAGUCCUUCAAACCAAUCUUUUUUUAAAAAACUUGAAUUUCUUUUAUCUUUAAUACUUUUUAAAAGGAAAACAACAACAAAAAUCCCUCCUGUGAAUGUGCUAUCACCGUUGGUUCAUUUCUUCUGCUUCGUCCUUGGUUUUGAUUUGAAGCUAUGAAGCUCGGUGUCUGUGAUGAUGAUAUUUCUGUAUUUCUCAGGAUAAGAAGCGGCAAUCAUCCCUGCCACAUAAAAGGCAGGAGAAGGGGGGAACUUGGGGAAGUAGUUUAAGUAUGAAGCCAAUUUGUAAGUUUUAGAUGAUGUAUAAAUCAAAGAUGACACUACAUAAGAUGUCAGCGUCAAGCUGUGGCGUUUCUUUGGGUUCUCAGUGCGUUGCUUGCAACGCGCACAGAAGCUCAGGGAUAUGUAUUUAAAUGUGACCCACUGAAACCCUCAUCUUGAUGUUGCAACAGUAGCUUCUUUCAUGGCCUGUUUGGAAGCCCAUUAUAAUCUCAGUAAGCAUCUCCACAUCUGGAUUUUGGGAAGAAAAAUCUGGCUUUAUUUGUGCGGAGUUCUUACAUCAGUGGCUUGUGUACAGUCAGUAACAACAAAUAACAAUUUCCUUCGGAUGUACGUUGCCUGUUCUGAGCUAUUGCAAAUCUGUAAGAAGACACCCUGAGUUACAUCAGGUCAGAUGCUGUGACUGCAUGGAUUAUAAUCAUUAGCGAUGUCAGUCUGUCAGGGCAAACUGGUGAGAGAAUACUGAUGUGCUGACAGGAGAAAAUGUCCAAGAUGGUUGCAAACUGCAGGGGAAAUCUUGGGAUGGCCUGGAGGUGUCCUGUAAUAACCCCUCCCCCCAUUAAGGCUUCACUAAACUUAUCAAAAAUAAUAAAACAUAGAAAUGCCCUCCCUCAGCCCAAUGUACCCAGCAGUGCCCUCUGCUGAUCUUGAUGGGCAUCUUUAAUGCAACACCUAGGGCUGUCAAGUAAUUAAAAAAAUUAAUUGCGAUUAAUCACACAGUUAAUAAUAGGAUAACAUUUAAAUAUUUUUGGAUGUUUUCUACAUUUUCAAAUAUAUUGAUUUCAUUUACAACACCAGAAUACAAAGUGUACAGUGCUUGCUUUAUAUUUUGUUUUUUAUUACAAAUAUUUGCACUGUAAAAAACAAAAGAAAUAGUAUUUUUCAGUUCACCUAAUACAAGUACUGUAGUGCAAUCUCUUUAUCAUGAAAGUUGUACUUACAAAUGUAGAAUUAUGUACAAAAAAACUGCAUUCAAAAAUAAAACAAUAUAAAACUCUAGAGCCUGCAAGUCCACUCAGUCCCCUGAAAUGGUGGAUGAAGCAUGAAAGGAUAUAUGAAUCUUUAGCGCAUCUGGCACAUAAAUAUCUUGGGACGCCAGCUACAACAGUGCCAUGUGGAUGCCUGUUCUCACUGUCAGGUGACAUGGUAAACAGGAAGUGGGCAGCAUUAUCUCCUGUGAAUGUAAACAAACUUGUUUGUCGAAGCGAUUGGCUGAACAAGAAGUAGGACUGAGUGGAUUUGUAGGAUAUGAAAUUGUACAUUGUUUGUUUUUGAAUGCAGUUAUGUAACCAAAAAAAUCUACAUUUGUAAGUUGCAUUUUCACGACACAGAUUGACCUACAGUACUUGUAUGAGACGAAUUGAAAAAUACUGUUUUUUUUGUCAUUUUUACAGUGCAAAUACUUGUAAUCGAAAAUAAUGUACACUUUGAUUUCAAUUACAACACAGAAUACAAUAUAUAUGAAAAAGUAGAAAAACAUCCAAAAUAUGUAAUACAUUUCAAUUCGGUUUCUAUUGUUUAAUAGUGUGAUUUUAAAAUUGUAAUUGUGAUUAAUUUUUUUAAUUGCGUUUAAUUUUUUUGAGUUAAUCACAUGAGUUAACUGCAAUUAAUCGAGAGCCCUAGUGACAACAUAAUCACGCUCUGAGAAAACGCCCCCUGGUGCUCGGAGAGCUCCUGGCAGGCCGUACUGGAGAACACAGAGGUCCCAGAGCUGUAGUAACACUGGGCACUUCUGCAUUUCCCUCUUCCAAGCACUUUACAAAUGGCUUGUGCUUUCUCCUUCAAAAACCUCAUUUUAAAAACGUAAUAAAUACGGAAGAGACUAAAAAUCAUGGUGCUCAUGGCCACGCCUUAAAAUGCCAGGCUCCAUGAUGGCACCCGUGAGGACUCUGCAGUCAUCCUCUUUUUGUAGAGUACAGCUUUCUCACUGCAGACCUCCUAGGGAUUUAGGUGCAUUCAAACUGCUUGAGAAUUGUACUGAGAGAAUAUCCAAACCAGCCCUAUUCCAUGAUAUAAUCACCACAGGUCGUUGUCUCAGGGCUUGUCAAUAUGGAUGCUUCGUAUAAAUCCACAGCACAGCAGCCUGCUGUGCGCUCACUAGCCCUUCCUGCUCCCUGAAAGGUCCCUCGUGCACUUUCCCUACUGAUGGUUGAAACAGUGGUAGGUCAAAGUACACUAGGGAACUUUUAGUGCACAGCAGCAUGAUCUAUACACAAACUGUGUGUGCAGCAGGCUUGUGCACUGUGGAUUUUACACCCUGGCUUGCUGUGCAGUGAGUGUCCAUAUAGAUGAGCCCUCAGACAGUGGCAGAAUGACCGAAUCUGACAAUGGUCAGCAGCCAUCCCCAGGGCUAGCGGGUUGUUUGUCUCAUCAGCCUGGUGUGCCAGUAUCUGGAAGCCUGAGCUUGGACUGUCCGUGCUCAGAGAUGUUCGCUUACUAUAGGUAUUAUUUUUUCACUGUGGGAGAAAAAAAGCCUGACUGUGCACUGACCUCUAACAAGUGUAUGAAAGAAGCAAUCAAAGGCAGAAAUGCCACCAAAGGCAGAAAUAAACAAACAAACCAAACCACAUGCCGAUCAGCCUCAGCAAAGCCUUUUGUGAUUCAUUGUUUUCUUUCAUUUUAUAAAAUGUCUUGUAAUAGUUGAUAACAUUAUUGACUCAAUUUCCAUAACAAAACUACCUCUUGUGUGACAUCCUGUUUAUCAUCUCAAAGGGAUUGUGUGAAAAACAAAAUACUGCUCCUCUUUCUGUUUACAUGUUUCUGAUGAAAAAUGUGGAGUGAAAAUGUCUCGGGUUUUGUGGCCAUUUUGAUUUAGUUGUCGUUGGGAUAUUAGUCCUUUAACAAUUGUUGCAGCAGCAUUUGAAUGUUCGGGUGACAUUUUGUGAUUCUGUUGAUCAGAACUGGAACUCCAAGCACCACCAUGGUGGAGACACCUGCCGAGGCUGCUCAGGUUUUGCUGGAACUUUAGUGAGUUUCACUUAGGCCAUGGCCACCUUCAGGAUUUCCCAUGGUGUCAGUCAGCCACGUCACGGUACCAGUGCAAACUUCUAGCAAGCAGGCACCCUCACUCUGAGCCCCAGUUUGUACCAGCAGAGCUGCACUGCUGCAAAUCCCCACGUGUCCCCAGUCAGCAAGAGACCAAGAAAACCAAAGCUCUGCACUUUCCUCCAGAGGGUGCCCAGGCCUCUCCAGGUUGGUUGCUAUGCUUUGCAAGGGCUGGCUGCAGCCCUUGCCCAACGUCUCCCUCUGGUUUGGUUUAACACACCAAGCAUGAGCCUGUUGUUGCAAAAUGCAGCUUUCACCAACUAAAUUGAAUUUCCUCUAUGUCACAGGCAUCUCGAAAGCCAUAGAACAGAGCCACACAAUGGGCACUGAACAGAUGCAUGAUAUGUAUGCGUUACAUUGGUAGCCAGGGAUUUCCUCAGCGUCCUUGUGCAUGUGUUCUAUGUUACAGACGUUUACAGCUUAAGAAGAAAAUGAGUCCAGAAACCCUCCCAAUUGCAUUGGCCCUUAGUCUCACCUGUUCCGUGUGGCAUAUCUGUAGUCAAUGUGCCUUCUCCUUGCAUUGGGACUGGGCCCUGUCAAUAGAUGUGCUAUAGGGAAUGUGUUUUCAUUCAAUCAAGCACAGCAAAACAAUUCAUUUUUCCCAUGAUCCCUUGCAUAAAUCAGGGAAGCAGGAUGUCACCUCAACAUAACUAAUAGUGAGCGUUUAGCUGUUAUGUUUAACAUGCUCAGAGCUGGAGUAUAGACAGGUUAGCAUGGCUGGCCCCUGCCUUCUUCCCCCAGGGAUCCCAGCUGCACCUCGGGGGGGCUGGUCACACUUCCCAUCUCAGGAGCUGUUUCUUGUCACUACACUAUGACCAAAUGAAUGUUUCUCCUGAUGUGUCCUGCUUGUGCCGUGGGGCCCGCCCUUCACCCACUGGUGGGCCAACGUGCAGGCUGCUCAUGUCUGACCUGUCUCUGCUCUGCUCUGUGACUUGACUACCUGUGGAAAUGUGACCAAUAAGUGUUAAACGCAUGUUUAGCAAGUGUUAGCUGUUUGAACUAAUAAAUGUGAAUUGUUCUGCG